CCCAGCCAUUUAUAAACGAAACCCCCACCCACCAUUUCUCCAUCGCUCUUCUCUUCCCUUCACCGUCGACUACGCCGAGAAAAUCCGCCGGCAAGAAGGAGAAACUCCGGCCAAAAUGCGUGAAAUCCUCCACAUUCAGGGCGGCCAGUGCGGGAACCAGAUCGGUGCGAAGUUCUGGGAGGUCGUGUGCGCGGAGCACGGGAUCGACUCCACGGGACGGUACCAUGGCGACACCGAUCUCCAGCUCGAGCGAGUCAAUGUGUACUACAACGAGGCGAGCUGCGGCAGGUUCGUGCCCCGGGCGGUUCUCAUGGACCUCGAGCCCGGGACCAUGGAUAGCGUCCGGUCGGGGCCGUAUGGGCAGAUAUUUAGGCCGGAUAACUUCGUCUUCGGGCAGUCCGGGGCGGGGAACAACUGGGCCAAGGGGCACUAUACUGAGGGGGCUGAGCUGAUCGACUCGGUCUUGGACGUGGUGAGGAAGGAGGCCGAGAACUGUGACUGCUUGCAAGGAUUUCAAGUGUGCCACUCUCUUGGAGGAGGCACUGGGUCGGGAAUGGGGACCCUGUUAAUUUCCAAGAUAAGGGAAGAAUACCCAGACAGAAUGAUGCUAACUUUCUCAGUUUUCCCAUCCCCGAAGGUAUCGGACACCGUGGUGGAGCCUUAUAAUGCAACUCUCUCUGUUCACCAGCUCGUUGAGAAUGCAGAUGAGUGUAUGGUCCUCGACAACGAGGCACUCUACGAUAUCUGCUUCCGCACUCUCAAGCUCACCACUCCCAGCUUUGGAGACUUAAACCACUUGAUCUCGGCCACGAUGAGUGGGGUCACCUGUUGCCUCCGCUUUCCGGGUCAGCUCAACUCAGAUCUCCGCAAGCUCGCCGUGAACCUCAUCCCCUUCCCCCGUCUCCACUUCUUCAUGGUUGGAUUCGCCCCAUUGACAUCCCAUGGGUCCCAGCAGUACCGGGCAUUGACUGUUCCUGAGCUUACCCAGCAGAUGUGGGACGCCAAGAACAUGAUGUGCGCCGCAGACCCUCGCCAUGGCCGAUACUUGACUGCAUCAGCAAUGUUCCGAGGCAAGAUGAGCACGAAGGAGGUGGACGAGCAGAUGAUCAAUGUCCAGAACAAGAACUCGUCCUACUUCGUGGAGUGGAUUCCAAACAAUGUUAAGUCCACAGUGUGUGACAUUCCUCCCACAGGCCUGAAGAUGGCCUCGACGUUCAUUGGGAACUCGACCUCGAUACAAGAGAUGUUCAGGAGGGUGAGCGAACAGUUCACAGCUAUGUUCCGGAGGAAGGCUUUCUUGCACUGGUACACUGGGGAAGGAAUGGACGAGAUGGAGUUCACAGAGGCUGAGAGCAACAUGAACGAUCUGGUCUCAGAGUACCAGCAAUACCAGGAUGCUACAGCCGACGAGGAAGGAGAUGAGUACGAGGAUGAGGAGGGUUACGAGGACGAAGCAUAGCUGUUUGUAUCUUGGAAAACAUGUGUUUCCGGGAUUACUAUGCGUGAAAUUUCUUGCAAUUUUCUGGUUUUGUGAUCUCCUGUUUGUGUUGGUGUGAACUCGCCUGCUUGUGGCUUCUCAUUUUGUGGUGUUAUUGUCUUUCUCACAGAGAACAUGUAUGUGUUUUGUAAAAAAGUGAUCAUUUUAGUUUGAGACGAUUUUGCAAUA
This is a messenger RNA of Punica granatum (pomegranate), 1666 nucleotides long. The record is from RefSeq and is a predicted model, not a curated record. NCBI's taxonomy places the organism in Eukaryota, Viridiplantae, Streptophyta, Magnoliopsida, Myrtales, Lythraceae.